AUGAUUAGAUCAAUCAUUUCUAAAUCACUAAAGAGUGGCCAUUUCAUAUAUUCACCAAGAUAUUAUAGUUCAACUAUAUCUUCAACUUUAUCCUCUACUACUACUAGUAGUAGUAGUACUACUACCGCUGCUGCUGCUUCACCAUUACCAACAACAACAACACCAGAUAUAAUAGGAGUAGAAGAUUUCUUUAAAGUUGAUUUACGUAUAGCUCGUGUCAUCAAUGCAGAACAUGUUAAAGGAGCUAAAAAAUUAAUUAAACUAACUUUGGAUCUUGGUGAAAAGAAACAGAAACCAACUCUAGUCAUUGAUCAACCAACUACAACUACAACUACUAUAAACGAACCAAUAAUUGAAAAUCAAGAACCAAUAUCUCCUCCUCCUCCUCCACCUUCUCCUGCUCCUGCUACUAGAGAUAUUAGAACAGUAUUUAGUGGAGUUAAAGCAUAUUAUGAACCAGAACAAUUAUUAAACAAGAAUGUUAUAGUGGUUGCCAACUUGGCACCAAAGAAAACUAAAUUUGGUGUAUCAGAGGCAAUGGUAUUAUUUGCAUCCGACGAUGAUUCCAAAAAUGUCAUUUACUCUACAUUGGACCCGACUGUCGCAUCGGAUGCCAUCCAACCUGGUUGGAGAGUUUUAUAA
Messenger RNA from Cavenderia fasciculata, 642 nucleotides. RefSeq names its product methionyl-trna synthetase beta subunit. Bases 1 to 642 code for a protein of 213 amino acids. The transcript has a single exon. Gene Ontology annotation, molecular function: tRNA binding. The record is from RefSeq and is a predicted model, not a curated record. Lineage: Eukaryota; Evosea; Eumycetozoa; Acytosteliales; Cavenderiaceae.